This is a messenger RNA of Lottia gigantea (owl limpet), 1214 nucleotides long. RefSeq lists its product as hypothetical. Lineage: Eukaryota; Metazoa; Mollusca; Gastropoda; Lottiidae. The transcript is spliced from 5 exons. The record is from RefSeq and is a predicted model, not a curated record. The coding region runs from base 50 to 670 and encodes 206 amino acids.
CAGGUUGAAGGUGUCAGGACUGUAACAUCCCGAGGGGCUGGUGAAUAAAAUGGAAACGUGGAAAUUAUUGAGGCUAGUGAUCGCCAUCUUGUCAGUGACCAGUAUUCACUGUGGCAGACACCUUGGUUUCCCGGUGUUUGGAGUAUUCAGUCCACUAGUUCAGACACCCCAUCUUAAUCUGUUCGGCACUUUUAGUGGAUUAAAUGUGGGUUUAACUCAUUUACAUAACCCAGUUGGUGGUCUGCUGGGUAUCCCUAACAUCCGGGGCACCCCGACCAUUUUACCUAACUUCGUGGGUCAAAUCUACGCCCAAAAUAAACCACUGGGAAAACAUAACGGUGGAAUGGUGAUAGGUUUAAACGGAUUGCUGAUCGGAGUAGUGUUACAGACGUGGGACGGACGACAAUGCGCUUACGAUCCGAACCAGAUGUAUCUUGGAAACGUCUUGCCGCAACAUUACGGACCACCAUUAGUGUAUGGACCCAUGGGUAACAUUAUGGGUCACGUGGUCUACAACAAUAAUAACAAUAAUGAAGUAAUCACUAUCACUGGGGGUAGCAACAGUGGGUUCCCGUGUCGAGGGGACGUCUGUGGCAACCCUUUCUAUCCCAGUCCACGAGACCCUAACAAUGGUCAGUUCCCUGUUAGAGGGGACGGUGGUCGUGGAUAAUAACGUUUCUCAACUCAGAUCAUUUUCUCGUCUGGACAAUCGACACCUAUUUUUGGAUUCAAGUUUUUGAAAACCUGUGAUUUAAUUUUGAAAUUCUGAAAAAGAAACCACUAAACACUAACAAAUUAACAAUGACUCGAAAACCUGAAAAAAGGCAAUAGUUGCGAGAAAACACCUUCUCCCGUUGAACACAGUUCCGCACGUUUUUGUUGCAAAAUGAAGUUCUAAAAGAGAGUACCUGUAUUGUUUGUUUAAUUAGGUUGACGUGGGAUUCAAAACAUGUUAGUUUGGUUUUUGGCUCCAAGAAUUUUGAGAGAAAUCUGUCAUGUUUAGAAGAAAUCUGAAUUGUGUCUAAUUCAACUUUUAAAUAAAACUUUAAUUAGGUGUAAGCCUGUUACCGAAUUUUCCACAAAAUUGUAAAAUUGAUUAGAAUUUUGAAUUAAGUCGCCAUAAAUUCUAAAAUAAAUAGAUUUGUUGUGAAUCUUGUUGAAUUUUGUAAAAAACUAACGAAAUCCAUGAAUUGUAUAAAAAUUAUUUUUAUUUU